GCGUCGUGUUUGGUCAACCCCGUUGUUGAUGCAGAUUGACCCUGCGGCCUCUUGAAAACAAGCCAUAUCAUCCGCUGUCGAGUAGCAGAUCUUGAACAGCGUUCUGCUUGUCUGUUUCUAUGAACCGGCCAAAAUGACGGAAGCCAUCGCGAUGCCUCAGAAGCGGGUUCUAGGCGAGGCAACGAACAACGUGCAAAACGGUGUUAAUUCGCCCAACGCCCUGAAGAAGCGCAAGCUCGAUACGGAUACAAAGACUGUCAGCUCUCCUUACCGGAAUGGGCCUCCCAAAGCGUUUGGCUCCAGCCAGGCGCCACAGAAAAGCCAGUUCGAGGAAGAGGUGCUGGAAAAACUGACCCAGGAUAUCAACGGCCUCAAAGAGAACAACUCAGAAAAGGAUCAGCAGUGGGAGAGACCGCCGUUGGGUGAUUUUGAUGAGAAGAAAGACAGCAUUUGCUUCCAGCAGAUUGACGUGGAAGAGGGAACUUUGAUGGGAGGCAAGACAGCGGUUAAGCUUUUCGGUGUCACAGAGGCUGGCCAGUCGGUUCUACUCCAUGUCACGGGCUUCCAACAUUAUCUCUAUAUCGCCGCGCCAGUCGGUUUCACGAAAGAAGAUUGCGAACCGUACCGGGCUUUCCUGGAGAGCAAGCUGGGUCAAUUCCAACCUGUGAUUCAGUCCGUCCAGAUUACCAUGCGGGAAAACCUUUACGGCUUCCAGGGCAACCAGAAAAGUUACUACCUGAAGAUUACCGUCACGGAGCCAAAAUUCAUCAGCAAAUUGAGAGGCGCACUAGAGAACACCGCCUCGGCGGUCAACUACAAGGGCAUGUGGGCUAACACUGAGAGUGGUAUCCUUACAUUCGAUAGCAUUCAAUAUGUCCUGCGAUUCUUGAUUGACACGGGGAUUUCUGGUAUGUCAUGGGUGGAAGCAAAAGCUGGGAAAUACCGUCUUCUGCCUCCCAGGGAGAGACAGUCCAACUGUCAAAUUGAAGCUUCCGUCGAUUACCAGGACCUGAUCGCCCAUGCUCCUACUGGGGAAUGGGCAAAGAUGGCACCCUUGCGCAUUCUGUCUGUUGAUAUUGAGUGUGCAGGCCGAAAGGGAAUCUUUCCUGAACCCAACCAGGACCCUGUGAUUCAGAUCGCCAAUGUCGUGACUCGAUAUGGAGAGUCCAAGCCCUUUGUUCGAAACGUGUUUGUGUUGGAUACAUGCAGUUUGAUUGUCAAUACGCAAAUUCUCGAGUUUGAGAAGGAAGAGAAAAUGCUCAUGGCAUGGCGGGAUUUCGUGGAGAAGGUUGAUCCCGAUGUAAUCAUCGGGUACAAUAUUGCGAACUUCGACUUUCCUUAUCUUCUUGACCGAGCGAAACAUCUAAAGUGCACUGGGUUUCCGUACUGGACCCGGUUAAAAGGUGUCCAGUCUCAGGCAAAGGAGGCGAACUUUUCCAGCAAGCAAAUGGGUAACCGUGAGAGCAAGUCGACAAACACAAAUGGUCGAAUCCAACUUGAUCUUCUUCAAUUAGUCCAACGAGACCAUCAUCUGCGAAGCUAUACACUGAAUUCCGUGUCUGCCGAAUUCCUGGGGGAGCAGAAAGAAGAUGUCCACCACACCAUGAUCACGGAACUCUUCAAUGGAACACCGGACUCGAGAAGACGUCUUGCCGUCUACUGUCUCAAGGAUGCGUAUCUCCCUCAAAGACUGAUGGAUAAGCUGAUGUGUCUCGUGAACUAUACCGAGAUGGCAAGAGUCACGGGUGUGCCGUUCAACUACCUGCUCGCACGUGGCCAACAGGUCAAGUUUAUCAGCCAGCUGUUUCGAAAAGCCCUUGAACAACAGCUUGUCAUUCCCAAUAUAAAAUCCUCAGAUGAGCAGGAUUAUGAAGGUGCCACCGUUAUCGAACCCAUUCGAGGCUAUUACGGUGUACCCGUUGCGACCCUCGAUUUCGCAUCUCUUUACCCUUCUAUUAUCCAAGCGCACAACCUCUGCUACACGACUUUACUGAAUAAGAAUAGCGUCGAGAAGCUUAACUUGAAGAAGGAUGAGGAUUAUAUCGUGACACCAAACGGAGAUAUGUUCUGUACCGCCAAGGUCCGCAAGGGCCUACUUACUCAGAUUCUUGAGGAGCUGUUGGGUGCAAGAAAGCGUGCGAAGAAGGAGUUGGCAGUCGAAACCGAUCCAUUCAAGAAGGCCGUGCUGAACGGAAGACAGUUGGCUCUCAAGAUCAGUGCCAACAGUGUGUAUGGUAUUACCGGCGCGACCGUCGGAAAGCUGCCGUGUCUUGCCAUUGCUAGUAGCACAACCAGUUACGGACGUCAGAUGAUCGAGAAGACCAAGCAAGAAGUGGAGGCUCGCUACACCAUUGCCAAUGGAUAUUCCCAUGAUGCCAAGGUCAUCUACGGUGAUACCGAUUCUGUCAUGGUCAAGUUCGGCGUGACCGAGCUCGAAGAUGCCAUGAAGCUUGGCCAGGAAGCCGCGGAUUAUGUUUCCUCGAAGUUCAUCAAGCCGAUCAAGCUCGAGUUCGAAAAGGUUUAUUUCCCUUACUUGUUGAUCAACAAGAAGCGAUACGCUGGUCUAUACUGGACGAAUCCUAAGAAAUACGACAAGAUGGAUAGCAAGGGUAUUGAGACUGUCCGUCGUGACAACUGCCGGCUUGUCCAAACUGUCAUUGAAACCGUCCUGCAUAAGAUUCUCAUUGACCGAGAUCUAGAUGGUGCCCAAAGUUACGUGAAAGACACCAUCUCCGACCUUCUGCAGAACAAGAUCGACAUGUCUAAGCUUGUGAUUACAAAGGCUCUUUCCAAGUCCGACUAUACCGCCAAGCAGGCUCAUGUUGAACUCGCGGAGCGCAUGCGAAAGCGUGAUGCAGGUUCUGCUCCUACCUUAGGUGAUCGUGUGGCCUAUGUCAUCGUCAAGGGUGCCGGAGGCUCCAAGAACUACGAAAAGUCCGAGGAUCCGAUCUAUGUCCUAGAAAACAACAUCCCCAUCGAUACCAAGUACUACCUGGAUAACCAACUUGCGAAUCCUCUGGGCCGUAUCUUUGAACCUAUUCUAGGAGAAAAGAAGGCGAGCCAGCUGCUCACUGGCGAGCACACGCGCUCCAUCUCCGUCGCGGCACCGACAAUGGGUGGCCUCAUGAAGUUCGCCAAGAAGACACAGACUUGCAUGGGCUGUAAAAAGCCUUUGUCGGGCAAGGAGGAAAUGGCCGGCGCCGUCUGCGAGCACUGCCGCCCGCGACUGGGCGAGCUGUACACCAAGACAUUGAACAAGGUCUCGGAUCUGGAAGUCCGGUUCGGGCGCCUGUGGACCCAGUGCCAGCGGUGUCAGGGCAGUCUGCACUGUGAAGUCAUCUGCUCCUCUCGCGAUUGUCCUAUCUUCUAUAUGCGCAUGAAAGCCAAGAAAGACGUGGAAGAUUCGCAAAAGGAGCUGUCUCGCUUCGACUUUGACCCUGGCGCCUGGUAGAUUACGCCUGGUGUUUCUAUUAUUUUCCUUUCUUUAUCUCUUGAUGGCACGGCGUUUGGAGGCUUGGGCGGCCUAUAAGCCAUGGAUGAAAACCGACUAGUUAGUAUGCAGUCAUGUAGUUUAGCAGUUUUCUAUAGAUACGAGCUCGUAUCAUGAGACGAAUAGCGUAAUUGGCAGAAUGAAGUCUUGGAACC
Molecule: messenger RNA, 3645 nt
Organism: Penicilliopsis zonata CBS 506.65
Lineage: Eukaryota; Fungi; Ascomycota; Eurotiomycetes; Eurotiales; Aspergillaceae
Exons: 4
Coding region: 134-3451 (1105 amino acids)
Biological process (GO): DNA-templated DNA replication; nucleotide-excision repair, DNA gap filling; base-excision repair, gap-filling
Cellular component (GO): delta DNA polymerase complex
Molecular function (GO): DNA-directed DNA polymerase activity; DNA binding; 3'-5'-DNA exonuclease activity
Source: RefSeq, a predicted model, not a curated record